This is a messenger RNA of Cavia porcellus (domestic guinea pig), 3118 nucleotides long. RefSeq names its product spondin 2 (gene Spon2). The transcript is spliced from 6 exons. NCBI's taxonomy places the organism in Eukaryota, Metazoa, Chordata, Mammalia, Rodentia, Caviidae. Bases 207 to 1184 code for a protein of 325 amino acids. The record is from RefSeq and is a predicted model, not a curated record.
GGAAGACAAAGCAGGGUGGGGCUACCCGCCUGGCCGGGAGAGUGAAUGCAGUAGCAGCAGGAGCCCUGCAGCUCCAGGAGGCCCCUCUCCCACAGCCAGUCUGGCUGUCCUCUCCACGGACACUAACGGACUGACUGACGACCGGCAGAGCAGCAGCUGUCACCAGCAGUCACCCUGCCCCUGCUGCCACGGACAGCCUGGCCACCAUGGCCCUGUGCGGGGCCGUCUGCACCCUCCUCCUGGCUUCCUUAGGCUAUGCCACUGGCCAGCUGCUGGGCAGGGACUCUGUGUGCACAGCAUGGCCACCAGCCAGGUACAGCCUUACCUUCACGGGCAAGUGGAGCCAGACGGCCUUCCCUAAGCAGUACCCUCUGUUCCGGCCGCCUGCGCAGUGGUCUUCAUUGCUGGGGGCAGCACACAGUUCUGACUACACCAUGUGGAGGAGGAACGAGUAUGCCAGCAAUGGGCUGCGGGAGUUCGUGGAGCGGGGCGAGGCCUGGGCCCUGAUGAAGGAAGUCGAGGCUGCCGGGGAGAAGCUGCAGAGUGUGCACGCAGUGUUCUCAGCCCCCGCCGUCCCCAGCGGCACAGGGCAGACGGCCUUGGAGCUGGAGGUGCAUCCCAGGCACACGCUGGUGUCCUUCGUGGUACGCAUUGUCCCCAGCCCCGAUUGGUUCGUGGGUGUGGACAGCCUGGACCUGUGCGAGGGAAGCCGCUGGAAGGAGCAGGUGGCUCUCGACCUCUACCCACAUGAUGCUGGGACAGAUAGUGGCUUUACCUUCUCCUCGCCUAAUUUUGCAACCAUCCCGCAGGACACCGUGACUGAGAUCACAUCCUCCUCGCCCAGUCACCCAGCAAACUCUUUCUACUACCCGAGGCUGAAGUCCCUGCCACCCAUGGCCAGAGUAACCCUGGUGCGGCUCCAGCAAAGCACCAGGGCCUUUGUCCCACCUGCCCCAGACCUGGCCAGCAGAAGCAAUGAGAUCACUGACAGCCUCUCAGUUCCAGAAACACCACUGGACUGUGAGGUGUCGCUGUGGUCAUCCUGGGGUCUGUGCAGAGGUCCGUGUGGGAAGCUGGGAACCAAGGUCAGAACUCGCUACAUCCGUAUGCAGCCCGCCAACAAUGGCACACCCUGCCCCGCACUUGAGGAGGAGACUGAGUGUGUCCCCGAUAACUGCGUCUGACCUGGAUCUGGGUCACCCAGGGUUCCCAGGUGGACAGGCCAAAGGCCCACAGGAGGCCUUGCACAGACCACCAUUGGUGGCAGCCUGGGGAUGGCUGUGACAGGCCCCUUCUGCAGGCAAAGGAAUCCGGAGGCCAUGAGCCUGCUCUUCAUAUGUCCCUGUAAUUUAUUGCCAUUCAUGAGGCUGCCUGGGAUGCUAACAAGAGGACACUCCAAAGAGCCCUGCACCUACAAGGCUGUUAAAUACCUCACACCUGGCACUAGCCCACUACCAUAUCCACUCUCAGACCAAGGUAGCCCCCACACUGCUGGCACUGAAGCCAAGGGGCCACACAGGAAACACACAGAGAGGGAUGGUUUGGAAAUGUGGUAUCUUCAUCUGUUGAUCUUUGCAUCUGAAUAAAAGCCAUCUGUCCCUGAGAAAUGCUGGGGACUGUUCUCACACUUCCCUAAACACCACACACCAAAGACCCUGGGUGUACCAGUGGGGACACUUCGAGGUGCCCAGGACAGUCCUUGGCUGCAAGGUGGGGCAGGGACCUGGCAGGAAAGGGGGAGCAGGCUUGUGAGGGACCCUGCUAAGGCUUUAGAAAUUGGCAUCCAGCAGCAGCACCUGUCCAGGCACACACGGACAGGGAAUGACUGCAGAUCUGGAGCAGCACUGGGGUUACCAUGGCUGCAGCCCAUGCUGUCCCCUCCUGCAGGGGAUGGCCAAUGCAGUCCUAGUCAGGGGUCUCCCAGGAUCUAAGUUCAGGGGCCUUGCCUACAGGGGCCUUGGUAUUGGUCAGCUUCCUGUCACUAAGACAAAGCAUGCAAUAAGCAACUUGGAAAGAGGACAGCUUUAGUUCAGCUCACCUUUUGAAGAUUUCAGGGCACAUCCAGGGAUUGAGUGCUUCCAGACUGUGAUGAAACAGCACAGAGAGAUAGCAGCUCAUGGCAGAAUAAGAGGAAGAGGAAAGGUCCUGGGUCUCACUAUCACCUUCAGAUCAUGUCCCCAGUGACAAAGACCUCCCCAAGGCCCAUCCCCAGUCACCAGAACCUCCAGUAGCCCACAGCCGAUCACCAGAACCUCCUGAGGCAGGUCCCCAGUCACUGGGACUUCUUAAGGGCCCAUUCCCAGUACCAGGACCUCCCACUAGGUCUCGUAUCAUAAACGUUCCACAGGCUCCAAAGAGUGCCACUCCUGGGACCACAAUUUCAACAUGUGCCCCUGGAGACCUUCCAAAUCCAAACUUCGCACUCCAGGGGUCUUUCUGACCUUCCCAGGCCACUCAGGAGUCAAGGGCGUGCGUGCUCUUCCCCAGCAUUGCUCCUUCCAGCAAUGCAGUCUCUGACUGGGCCUGCACUGGUCACUGUCAGGGAGACACGAGGAACAGCCCUGUCCCUUAGCCCCUGCCAAAGCCUGGACCAGGGUUGUGUUCUUCUUGCUCCUAGAAGUCUGUGGUACACUAUUCUGCCAGCUAGCUAGGACCCUCCACGCUGAUGCCUCCAAAAUCAGGCCUUGGGCUACCACUCAUCAGCCAGUCUCCUCCUGGCCGAUGGAAGAUUCCAGGCCGUAAGAUCUGAGUUUACACGGUAUUGUGGCUGUAUCUCAAUGUCCCCCCAAAGCCUUAUAUGGUUAUAGGUGGGUUUUUUUCAGAAGUGGCUGAAUUUAGUGUGUGUGAUUAAUGCAUGGUGCGGCACUAGGAUUAAAUGCUAGCGUUAAGGGUGGAUGACUAUUUAAAUAACCCACUGAUUGGUUUGGCACUACCCUAAUCUUGAUAGCCCAGAUAUGAUAUUUGGGACAGAAACAGGCUUAUCUUGUCUCUGGCUUGCUUUGCUACCUUCUGCUAGCCAUGACCUGUUGCUCCUCUGCCAUGCUGCCCUGCCAUGGAAACAGCUAACUAUGAACUGAAACCUCUACAAACUGAGCUGAAUAAACCUUUUCUCCUUUAA